UAUUGGUACUGACGUAGAGUGAGAGAACCUUUCGAGUCUUGUACUUUUGUCUCUUCGUAUUUCUUCUCUCAUAUAAUAUAUUGGGAGGUCCUUUUUUGUCCAAAUUAUUAUAGUGAGAAAUAUGGGAAGAGCACCAUGUUGUGCUAAAGAGGGGCUGCGUAAAGGUCCAUGGUCUGCAAAAGAAGACUUGUUGCUAGCAAAUUAUAUUAAGGAAAAUGGUGAAGGCCAAUGGAGAAACUUGCCCAAGAAAGCUGGGUUGCUUAGAUGUGGAAAGAGUUGUAGAUUAAGAUGGAUGAACUAUCUAAGGCCAGGGAUCAAGAGAGGAAAUUUCAGCCAAGACGAAGAAGACCUUAUAAUAAGAUUGCAUUCCCUUUUGGGCAAUCGUUGGUCACUCAUAGCUGGGCGAUUACCAGGUCGAACUGACAAUGAAAUCAAGAAUUAUUGGAACACUCAUCUCAUCAAGAAGCUCAAAAUUGCUGGAAUUCAGCCCAAAGUUAACAAAAAACAGCCCAAGAAACAACCCAAGAAAAAGCCCAAAACAGAAAAACCAAGAAAAGAACAGGACAAAAACAAAAAAAAGAAGAAAAAAGAUCAAUCUUUAGACACUCCUCAAGUUGUGUUUUUCCCAAAGCCAAUCAGAAUUUCCUCUGGAAUUUUGAGGAAUUUUAGUGUUGACGAUGUUGCAUUAUUGAGUACUUCAUGCUCAGACUCUCCUGAAUUACUGCCGCAACCGUGUCAGAUCCUCAAAAAAUGCGCUAUUUCUGAAGGAUCCGACACACAUCCAUCGAUAUUUUUGAAGAGUCCGAGCAACGUAGCUUCGCCCUCAAAUAGUUUUGAAGAAGUUGAUAAUAACAAGAAGAUUAGCAUUAUUACAAAUGAUGAUGAGAAUAUUGAGGGUAAAAUAGAAGAGGCUUCAUUUAUUCCUUGUGCUUCAAAUUUGUUAUUUGAUGAAGUUUUAGUAGAUGGAUUUUGUGAUCUUUCAAAUGACAGCAUGCUUGAGAAGGUAUAUGAAGAGUAUCUUCAGCUUAUUUCUGAAAAAUGUUAUCAUCAAGAUGAUCCAAUGUUAAUGUAGUAUAUAUAGUCAGUGCAAGUAUUUAGUGUUCACCAAUGUUAAUGUAGUACAUAUAGUCAGUGCAAGUAUUUAGUGUUAAAUAUUUUGAUUCUAUUUUGUGUUCAAUGUAAAAAAAUACAAUGUAUGUCUCACUUUACGUGACACUAUUAGUGUUUGAAGAUUC
Lycium ferocissimum is the source of this 1235-nucleotide messenger RNA. RefSeq names its product transcription factor MYB1-like. The transcript is spliced from 2 exons. The record is from RefSeq and is a predicted model, not a curated record. Bases 122 to 1072 code for a protein of 316 amino acids. Lineage: Eukaryota; Viridiplantae; Streptophyta; Magnoliopsida; Solanales; Solanaceae.